Molecule: messenger RNA, 1883 nt
Organism: Macadamia integrifolia
Lineage: Eukaryota; Viridiplantae; Streptophyta; Magnoliopsida; Proteales; Proteaceae
Product: flavonoid 3',5'-hydroxylase 2-like
Exons: 2
Coding region: 63-1589 (508 amino acids)
Molecular function (GO): monooxygenase activity; iron ion binding; heme binding
Source: RefSeq, a predicted model, not a curated record
UCACUCUCAGUACUCAAACCAUUGUGACCUCUCCCCAUAUGCAACUUAGCUAACCUGCAACAAUGGUGGUCAACAUAGUUCUCUUGCGUGAGCUCUUGGCAGCAGCAAUUCUCUUCCUCAUCACCCGUUACUUUAUCCAGCGUAUCACCUCUAACCCUCGGCGGCAGCUCCCGCCGGGCCCAAAAGGCUGGCCAGUCAUCGGAGCUCUACCACUGCUAGGAAAAAUGCCUCAUAUUGCCUUAUUUGAGUUAGCCCAGAAGUAUGGCCCUGUCAUGUACCUCAAGAUGGGCACAUGCGGCAUGGUCGUGGCGUCUACACCAGAUGCCGCACGUGCUUUCCUCAAAACACUUGACCUCAACUUCUCAAACCGGCCGCCCAACGCCGGCGCCACCCAUCUUGCAUAUGAUGCACAGGACAUGGUCUUUGCGGACUAUGGGCCUCGGUGGAAGUUGCUUCGUAAGCUAAGCAACCUCCACAUGCUAGGCGGCAAGGCCUUAGAGGAUUGGGCCAAUGUCCGUGCCGCCGAGCUUGGCCACAUGAUUGGGGCCAUGCGCGAAUCAUGUCAGCGCAAAGAACCUGUCGUAGUGCCAGACAUGUUGACAUAUGCGAUGGCUAAUAUGAUUGGGCAGAUCAUACUGAGUCGGCGAGUUUUUGCCACAAAGGGGGACGAGUCAAACGAGUUCAAGGAUAUGGUGGUGGAGCUGAUGACAUCGGCCGGGUUGUUCAAUAUCGGCGAUUUUAUCCCCUCGAUUUCUUGGAUGGACUUGCAGGGGAUUGAAGGAGGUAUGAAGAAGUUGCAUAAGAAGUGGGAUGGUCUCAUUACAAAGAUGAUUAAGGAGCACCAAGCGUCGGCUCAUGAGCGGAAGGGGAAGCCGGAUUUUCUCGACGUCGUCUUCGCUAACAGGGAGAACUCGGAAGGAGAGAGGCUCUCCGAUGUCAACAUUAAGGCCUUACUUUUGAACUUAUUCUCAGCAGGAACCGACACAUCAUCGAGCAUAAUCGAGUGGGCAUUAGCAGAGAUGAUGAAAAACCCAACAAUCCUCCAAAAAGCUCAUGCCGAAAUGGACGAAGUGAUAGGUCGGAAUCGCCGGCUCGAAGAAUCUGAUAUCCCAAAGCUCCCAUACCUCCAAGCUAUCUGCAAGGAGACCUUUAGAAAACACCCAUCAACACCAUUAAACCUCCCUCGAGUAUCCACUCAAGCUUGUGAAGUGAAUGGCUACUACAUACCUAAGAACACAAGGCUAAGUGUUAACAUAUGGGGAAUAGGGAGAGACCCAAAUGUGUGGGAGAACCCAAUAGAUUUUACACCAGAGAGGUUCUUGAGUGGAAGGAAUGCUAAGAUUGAUCCUCGUGGGAAUGAUUUUGAGUUGAUUCCAUUUGGAGCUGGAAGAAGGAUCUGUGCUGGGACUAGAAUGGGUAUUGUGUUGGUGGAGUAUAUAUUAGGAACCCUUGUGCAUGCUUUUGAUUGGAAGAUUCCUCAGGGAACUGAGCUUAACAUGGAUGAAGCAUUUGGGCUAGCUUUGCAGAAGGCUGUGCCUCUUUCAGCUAUGGUGAUACCAAGGUUAGCACCCAAUGCUUAUGAAGCUUGAUGGGUUUGGAUUGAUGAUUAGUUAUACAGAGGUAGAUGAUGGUUAAAGAAUUAAAUGUUUGGAGAUCAUUGAAGCUAGCUAGGUUUUAUGUAAGUUAAGAGACUUUCUGUUCUGUAUCUUUUCUAUCUGGGUUUGUUAAUAUCACUGCUGUUUUCUCCCUUUAAAGUUUUUUCAAUAAAAGGUUAAGUAGGUAUGGAGGAAAAGAAAGGAAUCAGAAUCUCUUUGAAAUACCUUCUAUCUCUCCCCCUUCUUCUCUAAAUGUGUAUAAAUAUAUAUAUAUUUAUAUUUUCUUGA